AUGAAAAGUGUAAAAAAACUUCUGUCCGAGAAAGCUGAGAAGAAACAGGGACUAUAUGUGCACUAUAGCCCUCCCAAAGCUCUAGGAGCUAUACCAGCAUCAGACCUUCGUCAGUGGGUGCGAGCAGGGCAAGAAGGCAAGCUGGAACGAGCCGUGCUCAACGGUCAGGGGCGGCGCCUUUUAUCAGAAGCGGAAAAUUUGCCUUUAUCAAGAUACCUUAUUAAUUUGAUAAAUAAAUGUGAAACUCUGCACGCUGCUGUUGAGACAGGAUCGCUGCUUGAUUUACAGGAACUACUGGAAUCUGACUACAAUCGCAACAAGUUAUCAUCUUGCUGUGAUGACGCGGGUGUCGGUCUAUUGCAUAAAGCUGUGUACUACAACUACACGGAUAUUGUAGAGUAUCUCGUGAAAUAUUAUCCACAUUUGGUCCACCAGAAGGAUUCCGAAGGUCGGAUAGCCCUUCACUACACGGCAGCGUGUCGUGAUGAGGCGCAAUUGUCCGCACUACUCCUGGGCGCGGGGGCGGCGAGGGGCGCGCGGGACGCAGCCGGGCAUACGUUGGCCCACUAUCGUACUGCUCGCACUCAGCUCACGCUGCCCGUUGCUGUCGACAUGCCGACGCUACCCGGUAUGGUAAUAAAGCGGCAUAACAUUCGAAUAUGGUGUCACGAAUGCGACAUGGGGCGCCUCCAGCGCGUGAUAUGGGAGGGCCAGGGCUCCAGGCUUCUGAGCGAAGUAUCAAGCCAGCCAAUUGUAAAGAAGUUCUUGGAAACCGUGCCAUAUAUGAUGAAUACAAUUAAGGAUAUACACAAUGCAGUGAUUCAAAACGAUUUGGAGAAUGUUAUUAGAUUAACAAGUAGCCCUGUACCGCCGCAGAUUUUAUCUAGCAAGGACCCAAAUAAUAUGACUGUAUUUCAUAAAGCAGCUGGAUUAGGACACUGCGGUAUUUUAAAUUACAUAGUCGAAAGAUAUCCACAAGGUAUAAAUGAAAUAGAUAAUGAAGGUCGCACACCUUUACACUACGCUGCUAUUGUGAAAGAUGAUAAACACACAUUCAAAACAAUGAUUGGUUUUGGCGCAGAUGAAGGGGCUGUUGAUAAUAGAAAUAAAACCCCUGCUUAUUACUUGAAUAGACCUCAGGAGAUAGACAAACGCAAUCUAAAGGUUUUACCUGAAGCACCUAGAACACCAUCAAGUGCUUACCCAGCGUCAUGGGAUUGGAAAAUCUUAGAUACGGACUACACAGCUGAACUGAAUAAGAAACCUAGAAGAAAGAACUUCAAAACUUCAUCAGAAAACAUUUCUUCUAAAAAUACUCUUUCAGAAAGUACGGAAAAUUUAAAUAACAUGAAAAAUAGUAGCACUCAUGAAAUGAUAAACAGUUUACCAGAAUUAAAUGAUAAACAUGAAACCAUUGAAGAAGAAAAAAUUAAUAACAUAACUGAAAAUAUUGUUUUACAAGAAAAUGAACAGGUUUCUGAAAACGUUGACCACGAAGCAUGUUUUGUAGAAAAUCAAGACUACAAAGAAAAUACUAGUGGUGAUAAUAAGAUCGAAGACACUUUGAAAGAAACGAGUAACGGUGGAUCACGACCGAAUAGUCAAAAUGGUCUGGAUCGCCAAAAUGAACAUACUAAUUUAGAACAACCAGAGGAAGAAGAAAAUUUAGAAAAUAAUAUUGAACAAGUUAACGAUUUGAAUACCGCUAUAACUAAAUCAGACCCUGUAUUUAACAGCGAGGUUUUAAAUCGAGAAUCAACUCCACUUCCAGUACUGCCAGCCUCACCAAUAUUUAAAAGUACUGAUAAUGCUGAUACUGAUGACCAAAUCAACCAAGAAGAUAACAAUGAAGAUGAAUCUUGUACACAACUAGAUAUAAUAGAAAAUAAAAAUCCUGAAAACAUGCCUGAAAGUACUCAUUCUCAGGAAGGUAAUGUUGAAAAGCAUGAUGAUGACCAUAUAUCAAAAAACGAUAUAGAAGGUAAUCAACCAAAUGACAGUUUUGAGGAUAUUAAUGUUGUCCAAAAGGAAGUAGAACCUGAUAAACUUCUAAAUUCAAAUGAAGCUACUGUUAAUGAGAUCCAAAAUAAAAUGGAAUACGAUCAUUCUGAUGAAGAGGUUACGACUGUUUCGGAUCAUGAAGGUAAUACAAAAGUUGAUACCAUUGAAGAUGAUGACGAUGUACAAGUGCAGGAUAACACACAAACAGAACACAAUGACACAUAUUUUCAAAAGGAACUACACAAAAAUGGGAGUGUGAUCAGGAGUGACAGAGUUCCUUCUGGAAACAACGGACGUAAUAGUCAAGAAAGUCUCAUAGAGGGUAUUGUGAGUAGCGAAGCUGAAAAAGACUCGCAAGAUGCAAGUGUAAUAAAAGGAAAUUCUGUACACGGCGACCUUCUCGUUAUUGAUAAUCAAAUAGACCCAGAAGUAACUGAAUUAAUAAACACAGUCAAUUUGGAAAUGUUAGCGACAUUAGUACUGAACGGAGAAGGAUCAAGACUUAUCGGCAGAUAUUCAGAUAAUUUAGAACUGCAAGCGUUUUUGGAAAAUGUACCAUCUUAUAUGCACAAAAUUAAUAAAGUACACUUAGCAGCUAAAGAAGGAAAUAUAAGAGAACUUCAAGCGGCACUAGACAGACGGAAAUUUGCCAUAGCUCGUGAUCCGAUUUCGGCAAAUGGAGCCACACCCCUACAUGUAGCCACUGUAUUCGGGAAAACAAAUAUUAUUAAAUAUUUAGGAGGAAGAUUUCCUGAAACGUUAUCGGCAGUGGAUUUUGAAGGACGCACAGCCUUACACUACGCAGCUGUCUUACCAGAUAAUGGCCAUUACUAUAACCUAUUACAACAACUUGGUUCAAAUUCUAAGGACUUAGAUGAUAAUGGAAGAUCCGCGGAUGAUUACUACAGGAACCCAAGCUUAUUACCAUUUAGUCAGCUUUUAAGUGAUUUUGGUAUAAGUGACGACGAGAUCAAAGAAAUGUUCUCAGAUCAAGUGCCAGAUGAUCGUGUCUCAAGUCGACGAAAUCUGGACAUGCCGGAAGUUCUAGAGACAUUAGAUCGAUGUUACCAUCUUCUGACAUCAGCUAAAUCAACACGUACGCCAUUGUCAGCUUCAUCCAAUAAGGCAACACCACCACUGGUCCUUGGAAGAUUCUUAAAGAAAUCAAUAUUUGAAUCAAUUAAACAUCGCAUUACAAAACUUGACCAUGAUCUGUUUGAUGUUAUUUGGCCAGCUGUUAAAAAAAUUCCAGAAACUCGUAAUGUAAUACAAACAGUUGAGGAAGAUUUUCCCGGUGGUGUAACAGCACCGGAUUAUUAUGUCUAUGAUGUGUUUAAUGAAUUUUUGACACCAUUAAUUAAGGAUCUACAUAAUAUAAAUAUCUCGUAUGAACUUCCUUUUCAUCCACCAUCCGACUUUAUUAAAAAUUCAUCAGUACUACUAACUGCAGCAUGUGAACCGUUAGUUGAACUAAACGUCGAUGCACACGAUGAAUUUGUCCUUUCUGGAAAUAUAGAGUGUUCAAGAAAUGUCGAGGGAUUUGAAUUACCUCUAAAUAUUAAAAUUGGCAAACUAGAAAGCAUUGAAAGGAUUAUAACCACGAUACUGAUGAACACAGAGUUUUCAAAAGUAAUUGAACAAUUAAGUUCUGAAUCUGAUCAAAAAGGUGGUAGUUAUUAUACCCUAAACGAAGUCUUGGAAAAACCAUCCGAAAUCUGUGCUCUUUUAGCAGCAUCAGGGCUGCUAAUUGCUCUUUGCGAACGUGAAGAAAUUGAUGACUUUAAUCGCUUACACGGCAAACAUUGGCCUUAUGGACGUGGAGUGUAUCUAAGUGACGAUAAACACGUCGCUGUGUGGAUUAAUGUUCACGACCAUAUCAGAGUUGUAGUUUCCACCCCUACAGAUACCCCAGGGGAAAUAGGUCUAGCUUUUAGCAAGUUAUCCUAUAUCAUGAAAUAUCUUCACGAUAAACUAGACUUCGUUUGGCAUGAGAAACUUGGCCAUUUAUCUAGUCGACCAACAUUUUUAGGUGCGGGAAUUCGAUUAAGUCUUAUUAUAAACUUUCCUGGUUUAUCGAGAGACGCUGAUAAUAUAAAACAUUUAUGCGCAAUGAGGGGUUUACAAUACCGGGAGACUCUGAGCACUGGAAUAGCUAGAAUCAGCAACUACCAAUGUUUGAGUGUUACUGAAACAGUCUGUUUUAAUGAUUUCGCUACAGCGACAUCAAAUCUCCUUCAUCUCGAAAGAGAUUUAUCAUUACAAAAUUCAGCUCAAAUUGCGACGAUGCUUAGCAAUAUAUUUAGAAGGAAAAGAAGUAGUCUUGCAGAUAUAGAUAUAGAUGAAAAACAUUAA
Messenger RNA from Pieris macdunnoughi, 4353 nucleotides. The record is from the annotation of a GenBank genome assembly. Lineage: Eukaryota; Metazoa; Arthropoda; Insecta; Lepidoptera; Pieridae.